CAUCAGUGUACCCAUCAGCGUCCGUCGUGUGCGACCAGAAACUAACCACUAAAUGCAGUCAAUGGACCGUCACCCCUUCCACCCACACCCACAUCCACACCCACACAUACGAAUCUGUCAACCAACUCAAUAAUAAUUGAGAAAUAUGGGAAACGAGAAAUACGCCGAGACCGAGAGAGACGCCACCUCAAACCUCAAACCUCGCUGUCUUGUCGACGUCUUUCCCCUCCACAUGCGAAUCGCGUGUGCCAUCAGGUACGUAUGGUGAAUGGAUGCAUCAGCAAGGAGCCUGUCUGUCUGCCUGUCUGUCUGUCUGGCUCAUCUAGAUCAUGACGACAGACGAGCUCUGGGGCGAGCCAUGGGUCUCCGUGAGCGUCAGACAAACGGUGUCUGGUGGCCCUUGUGCGUGUGCGGCCCCUGCCCCUGCCAGCAAUUGAAACACCUCCUCUACACCUGUAAGCACAACACACACACACUCAUUCAUGGACGUACGGAUGAAUCGAUGGACGGACUGAUGGAUGCGCCCACCGAUCCCGUGGUGGUCGAGCUCAAGCCUCAUGAGCGGCGUCAGGAGCCCGUUCAUCACCUCCACACUCAGACCCUCCUCCCCUCCCUCCCUCUGGCCCACCUGCACACACACACCCGACCACACACACCUGAUGCGCCGGUCCACGCAAGGCAAGCAGACACAAACAACGUCCGUACCAUCCGUCGCAGCUGCCCAACCACCCGCCUCAGAGCCUGCUCACGCUCGCCGACAGCCUCAGGGGGCUUAGCGGCCACAGCGUUGUCAGCAUCGCCGUCGCUGUCGUGUGAAGAUGACGAUUCUAGCACUGGUGGCAUGGCUGGAGUGUGUGUCUUGAGUGGGACGCAGUAGUGGUACUGGAUCUUGUAGGCGGGCUCGUUGUUGUGGAGGGUGUCGGGGGGCGAGCAUGGGACGGACAGCAGCCGCUUGACGAAAAAACGAGGGUGGCUGUCCAGGAACUGACCCACGUCUGCACGAACGAACGACACCGCACGCACCACACAGCGCCGCACAGAGUGAGGUGGCAGGCAGGCAGGCAGGAGACCGACGGACCUACCUACCUUGGUGUAGACUCUUGAGGGUUUCAGACAGGGCGGGGGAGCUGCUCACAAUGCCUUCAAGCUGCGGAAGAGUGAAGCCUGCACGCACACACACACACACACGCUCUUCCACACACAAACAUCCUGGUGGACGGAUGGACGGCCUGCCUCACCCUGCCGCGACGCUCCGACGAGGAACAGCAAGUGUGACAGCAGAGCGGCUUCCAGCUCUUGAGGGUCCUCAUCGGCAGCAGUGCCCUCCUCUAGGAGUUCCGUUUCGCGUGGGACCACCGCCCGGCCACCGUGCAGCAGCGCCUGUCCGAACUGAUGCGGCGACGUCUGCGGGGUGCCAUUACCUGCACACACACCCGGGCACACCACACACGUGUGUGGCAACAAGGCAGUGUGUGUACUUACUUCUGGCUCCUUUCUUCCUCUGGUCGGCCACCAGCCUCCUCAAGUCGUUGACGUUGGCCAGCUGCAGAUGCUCUACAUCCUCAGCGCCAUGCACCAGCCCCAUCAUGCCGUCCACGCCAUGCUCGUCGACAUGGUCAUGGUCAUGGUCAUGCUCGUCGCCCACCACAUCCAGCAGCCGAUACGCCUGUCGGCCGUCGCCGCGCCGAUUCCUCCCAUGCGAAGAGGAGACCAUCAUCGACCUGUGCGCACCACCAGGUGCACUGUCGUCCUUCUUGCGCAGGAAUGGCAGGCAGGGAGCGCACAGGCAUCUGCAGAAAGCCAGCGCCAUGAGGCGGGAACGGCAGGAGGCGCCACGAGGAGGGCUCCGCGGUCGACCUCUGCUCAGCGGUCGUCUGCUCUUGAGGGUGGUGUCUGACUCAUCGCGUGAAGGGGCGGCAGUGUGGUUGUUUUGGCUCGGUCGGCCGACGAGUGCUGAAGCAUGAACAAGAUCUCUUGGUUGACGAGUGCUCUUGACACUGAGAUGCAUCACGCCUCCUCUUCCC
Molecule: messenger RNA, 2024 nt
Organism: Vitrella brassicaformis
Lineage: Eukaryota; Vitrellaceae
Source: the annotation of a GenBank genome assembly